This is a messenger RNA of Trifolium pratense (red clover), 842 nucleotides long. RefSeq names its product phosphoribosylformylglycinamidine cyclo-ligase, chloroplastic/mitochondrial-like. The record is from RefSeq and is a predicted model, not a curated record. Gene Ontology annotation, biological process: adenine biosynthetic process; 'de novo' IMP biosynthetic process. NCBI's taxonomy places the organism in Eukaryota, Viridiplantae, Streptophyta, Magnoliopsida, Fabales, Fabaceae. The transcript has 5 exons. Gene Ontology annotation, cellular component: cytosol. The coding region runs from base 1 to 789 and encodes 262 amino acids. Gene Ontology annotation, molecular function: phosphoribosylformylglycinamidine cyclo-ligase activity; phosphoribosylamine-glycine ligase activity.
AUGAUCCUGGAAGCUUGCACAGGGCUAUCUUGUUACCUUGCUGUAGCAUCAGCUAAGCCUAACUCUAGCAAGUCCAAUGGCUCCUCUGCAAUCAGACACGGUUUAUGCUGCCCAACCGGCGGUUACAGCGGCAUAUUAUCAAUGUGGACGUCGAAGAGGGGCAAGAACACGGUGUUUGCUGGAGAAGGGGACGAAGGUCUCGCGUACAAUGGCGCCGGCGUUGAUAUCAAUGCAGGUUCCGAACUCAUUCGAAGAAUAGCGAAGAUAGCGCCUGGCAUUGGAGGCUUCGGUGGUUUUUUCCCUUCAGAUGAUGGUUCGUACCUUGUUGCCAGUAUGGAUGGUGUUGGAACGAAGCUGAUGCUUGCACUCGAAACUGGCAUUCUUGACACAAUUGGGAUUGAUUUGGUUGCAAUGAGUGUCAAUGAUGUUGUCACUUCGGGGACAAAGCCUUUGGGUUUCCUUGAUUACUAUGCCACUGGCCACCUUGAUGUGGAUGUUGCUGAGAAGGUUAUCAAAGGCAUUGUUGAUGGCUGUAAGCAAUCUGAUUGUGCUCUUUUAGGAGGAAAGACUGCAAAGAUGCCUGGUCUCUACAGAGAAGGUGACUUUGAUCUAUGUGGCUGUGCUGUUGGCAUUGCGGAGAAAGAUUCUAUAAUUGAUGGAAAGAACAUUAUUGCUGGUGAUAUUCUUAUUGGUUUGCCAUCUAGUGGAGUUCAUUCUAAUGACUUCUCACUUGUAAGAAGGUUGGUUUUGGUUUUGACGAUGAGUAAUCAAAUCUAUCAGUUUUGUUAAAAUUCGGCUUAAAUAUGAUUUUGGUCCUUGCAAAUAUGACUCAUUUUGAUUUU